GCUUCCAAAGUCUCGUUGCCGCCUGAUUUCGUUGUGUCGGCACCGAGCGCAGCCGUUCAGUAGCCGAAAGAACGCGACGCUGUGCGGCAGGAAGUUGCGUACACGCCGCAUUGUCAGCGCAACACACCAACCGGAACGAGCACUCGGAGCAGUCCAGUAACCGUCCCAUUACCGUUUUGGGCGCGCGUUCGCGUCCUGUUUAAAAGCCAGCCAAGGUGCUAAGUGCGCGUAAUUAGCUCAAAUGCAAUUAAUUGAAAAGAAAUUAUAAUUGAAUAACAUUGAGGCGAUGGAUAUAGCGAUGGAGAUGCCGAAGCCCAUCCCGAAAAGUGAUUCCCGGCGGGAAAUUGUGCGACAAAUGCCAAGCAAAGCGUACAUAAAUCCAAUUAAUUUCUAAUUCAAAUCAAGGUUACACUGCACAUCGAGGAAAACCCCAUUUAACACAAGAAAAUAUUGAAUCUUGGCUAAAUAUUUGCAUACUUUAAAGUGAUUUUAAAGUAAAAGUGAAAAAGUUUCAUUGGUUUACGGAUCAGCCGACACUAAACCGCUUGAAAUUGAUAACAAAUUAAUGGAAUUAUUCACUCGAGCACCCGAGUCCUGUAAAUUGCAAAUGAAAACAUAAAAACUUUUUGCUGUAAAAACAACUUUGAACAGAGCAAAAGUGAAGAUUCCCGGAUUGGCAGUGGCUUCUGCACAUUUGUCGCCAAUGGAGAGGAGAACCUGGGGCCUCCUGCCCCACAUUUUGUGGCAGCAUUAGGCAAAUUGACAACAGCUUAAAACGCUUUGAGGCGACGGCGGCUUAAAGCACAGCCAGCAGCAGGAGGUUGGUCGGGAAAAAGCUGCUGUCAACCCCAAGGAUUCUCUCUCGCUGCCUCUGUCGCUGGCAGCUAAAACUCCCACUUGACGAGGAGCAGGCGUUGGGCGGAGAAAAGGAAAGGUGGAAAGCUGAAGCAUCCGAAUAGACGCACAAUGAGUGUCGAACUGGAGGAGGAAGAGGAGCGCAUUUGCCUCAGAAGCGCGGAGGAGGACCAACAGCAGCAACAGCAGCAGCAGCAGCUCAACAUGGAUGACGACAAGCUGGUGUCGGAUGAAGUGCAUCUGCGACAACUGAGCGCCACACCUUUGUGCGCGCUGCAACAGCGCAGACAGAGCAACACGCUGACACAUUCCGCACCGCCAGAGCUCCAGCAACGCGCCGCCGGUGGGGACAAGAAAGAGGCGGACAAGCCAGAGUCGGAGCAGAAGGAGGAUCAGGAGGACAGGGUGGUGCUGCGUCGCGCCGCCAACAAGGGCGCCAUUGCCUUGGCACAAAUUGACGACCUAAAACUGGAGGGCGAUGACGACGACGACGACGCUGGCCCGGGUCUAAGUAAUCCCGCAGCGCAAACCACAGAUGAUGAGCAGAUUACGGCCGCAGACACAGCGGCAAGUCCAGCUCCAGCAGCAGCCUCCUCCGCCUCCUCGGAGCAGGAUGCAGCAGCAACGCCCACUCCAACGACGACAACGAUAGCCACUCUAGCAGCAGCCAUGAUGGCAGCGGCGGCGGCACCGCCGGACAUGUCCAAAAUCCCACGACUGCCCGGCGACGGUGCCCAGACAAUGGAUGACAAUGGCGACCUGCCACCCUCGCUGCGUGCCUCGACCACAUCAAUUUUGUCCAAUUUGCGCAAGAAGCAGCAGGCCAUGUUGGCCGGAGGCGGCCUCAAGGGGGGCAUGGUCAAGCAGACGCCUCUGCGAGUGCAAUCGGUGAGAAUUGUGGAGGCGAAGCGUGCCUACGGCCCCAAGCGACGCACCGAAAGCUGCAGCAUCUUUGGCAACAGCAAUUUUGAUCACGAACUGGAGUCGGGCGCCUCCAUCUCGAGCAUCGCUGUUGGUGGCCCACAGCGACCGCUGAACAACGAGACUUACUCGGCCUUCAAGAGCGGCAACGUGGUCAAGGGCAUACUCUGUCCCUCGCUGACGAACUCCUUCAAGCAGAGCUCCCUGGAGCGCAGCUAUCUGACGUACACCCACCGCCAGCGGCAAAAGUCGCUGAUCAUCGUCAAUGUGGUGGACUUUGUGCUGAAGAUUGUGCUGGCCCUCGUCUGGAUGCUGCGCCGCCGGCAGCAGGGACAGGGACCCCUAGAGCACGAUGAUGCCACGAUGUACGAAUCAAUGGCCACGGCCAUUACUUGGUCCACCUGCUGUGGCAUUGCCAAUAUGGCCAUCUGCUUCCUCGGCUACUGGCGCUGCUUUGCCAACAAUUACUUGCACUGGGCCGCGGUCUGUACGUGGGUGCUCUUCAAUAUCCAGGGAUUUGUUGGCCAGGGCGUGGGCUUCGCCGAUCGCGAGUACCUGGUCUGGUACAUUCUGUUUGUCAUCUUUGUGCCGUAUGCCAUGCUGCCGCUGCCACUGAAAUGGUGCGUUGUGGGCGGCACCAUCACCGCCAGCUGCCACCUGGCCGUAAUCACCAUCAUCAAGCUGCAGCACGGCGAGGCCAGCAUCAAUGCGGACUGCGUUCUGUUUCAGAUCUUUGCCAACUUCAUUCUGUACACGGCCAUCAAUGUGGCUGGCAUGUACACCAAAUAUUUGACAGAUCGCGGACAGCGUUUGGCCUUCAUUGAGACGCACAAGGCAAUGGAGCACAAGAAGGAGUCCGAAAAGGAGUUGCAGCGCACCCAAAAGCUGCUGGACUCAAUCCUUCCAAACAUCGUGAACAACCAAAUACGCAGCGAAAUGUACAAGGGCACGGAUCCCACAGUGGAGACGCAGUUCAACAAAUUGUAUGUCUAUCCCAUGGAUAAUGUGAGCAUACUCUUUGCUGACAUUAAGGGCUUCACCGAGCUGGCCAGCAAGACCUCGGCCCAACAGUUGGUAAAAAUAUUAAACGACCUUUUUGCACGUUUCGAUCGCAUUGCCGAGGACAAUCACUGCCUGCGUGUAAAGCUGCUGGGCGAUUGUUACUACUGUGUGUCGCAGUUCGAGAGCGACAACUGGAAGACGCGGCCGGAUCAUGCUGUGUGCAGCGUGGAAACUGGCCUGCACAUGAUAAAGGCCAUUAAGGAUGUGCGCAUACACACACACGUGGACCUAAACAUGCGCAUCGGCAUCCACAGUGGCUCGGUGAUGUGCGGCGUUCUGGGUAACAAGAAAUGGCAUUUUGACGUCUGGUCUAAUGAUGUUAUCAUUGCAAAUCACAUGGAAUCCGGCGGCAUACCCGGACGCGUUCACAUCUCGGAGGCCACGCUCAAGUGCCUCAAUGACUCCUACGAGGUGGAGCCGGGCAACGGCGGCAGUCGGGACAAUCACCUGAAAAUGCUGAACGUCAAGACCUUCCUCAUCAAGCGCACAGAGCCACUGCGACCCAAGCGACGCUUUGGCACGCGGAGCAGCGCCCAUCUGGCUGGCAGCGUGGCUGCUGCCUCCACUUCGGGCACGUGUGCAGGCUCGCCCAUUCCCACGCCCACAGCGGUGCCCACGCCCACGCCCGCGCUGCCCAAGUCCAUAUCGGCCAGCGGCAGUGGCAGCAUUGGCGGCGGCACAGCCGCGAUGGGCGGCGAUGGCGCCAGCAUCGAUGGGCGCAGCUUGGAGUAUGCAGCCAGCAUUGCGGUGCCCGCACAGCAGCCCGCGCUGCUGCUGCAGCAGCAGCAGAAGAAAAACAUAUCCCUGAACUCGCUGCCCAAUGUGGUCGAGGGCGUGGCCAUGGAUAGUCGGCGGUUGAGGAAUGGCGGCGCUGGCGCGGGCACAGGUGCCAACAGUGUGGCUGGCGCACCCGCUGGCAUGUCCACGGUGUCCUCACCCACGGCCAUGAUGUCCGCAACGCUGGAGCAGCAGCUGCGGCCGCGGAAUGGCGCGAGCAUUCAGAAUCUGGCGGAGGCAAUCGAGGGCAAGGGUUUGAUUAUCGAGGAUGAGUCCACCACCGAUUGGAUACCCGAGAUUCCCUUUAAGAAUUUAAACAGUCCCGAAGAGGGUCUCAAUCGUGCUGAUUCCAUACUCGUGGAUGCCAAGCAGGAGCAUCGUGUUUCAGUUACAGUUCUCGAUGAGGAGAUCGAUGAAUUCAUAGAGCAAAACAUCCAAAUCAAUUCGAAUAAGGAAAUCCGUCGUGAGUAUUUGAAUCCCUGGACCCUGAAGUUCAAAGACAAGUGCCAGGAGCAGAAGUUCUGCCAGCUGCGCGAGGAUAUGUUUCGCUCCAACAUGCUCUGUGUGUUUGUCAUUUGGAUAUUUAUGGUGCUGUGCCAGGUCAUCAUUAUUCCGAGAUGUACGCGUCUCAUUAUUUGCCUAUCGGUGGGCACGGUUGUCCUCACCUUUUGCUGUGUGCUGGUCAUGGCCGAAGAGUUUCCAGGACUGCCACGCUGCCUGAAGGUAAACUCUGCCAAAUUGGUGCAUCAGCGGCAGCGUCGCACGCUGUUCAUUUGCGGUGUAAUCAUCUCCAUGUGCAUGCUCAGUGCCAUCGGUCUGGUGCUGUGUCCCUCCUCCACGUACAUUGGCACCGCGGACGAGCACUCGCGGCUGCUGCGACGGGCGCUGUACUCCUCGAAUGCCUCCGUGGCGGAGAAGGAGUACAAGCUGAAUGUCUAUCUGUCGGCCACCAUUCAUCACAACAUCACCAUCAGCACGCCCAGCAGCGGCGCGGCAACAGCCUCCCUGGUGGAUGCCCUCAUGAAUGAGAACAUCACGAAUGCACCCACCGAAGAGCUGAUGCGGAGCACCCUGGCGAAUGCCCUGAACCUCACACAGCCACUGGAGUCAUUCGAGCAGUCGCAUCGUCCCUACACGUUGACCAGCAACGGGCACAUUGUCUCCCUGAACAACUUCAGCUACGUGGAUCUGUAUGGGUUACCCCGAACCACGGACAUCGAGGGGGAGUGCGCACAUCCCGAGUAUCUGGUCUUCACCUGGGUGCUCUGCCUCGUCUCGCUGGCCACAGCGCUGAAGCUCUACUAUCUGGUCAAGGCGCUGAUGGCACUGGGCAUGGUUGCUUUCUACACCACGCUGAUUGUGCUCAAGUUCAGCACGGGGGAUGUCUUCAAUCUGGGGGAUCUGUCCCGGCUGGGCAUGCCGCUGGGCGUGCAAAUGCUGAUACUGCUCAUCUCAUUCCUCAUAAUGGUCUGCUAUCAUGCCCGAUUGGUGGAGGUCACCUCACGUCUGGACUUUAUAUGGAAGGAACAGGCGGAGCGUGAACUGACCAACAUGAAAUCUAAUCGUGCGCUUAAUGACACAUUAAUUAAGAACAUUUUGCCGGACCACGUGGCCGCCUACUACCUCUCCGACGAGCACACGGACGAGCUCUAUUCGAAGAUGCACAACCUGUGCGGCGUUAUGUUCGCCUCCAUACCGAACUUCCAGGACUUUUACUCCGAGGACAUUGACAAUGGCAAGGCCUGCAUACGCAUCCUGAAUGAGAUUAUCUGCGACUUUGAUGAAUUGCUGGAGGAGCCACGCUUCGCUUCUGUGGAGAAAAUCAAGACUGUGGGCGCCACAUACAUGGCUGCCGCCGGUCUCAAUCACGAGAGUCUGCGUGCUCGCGGCGAGACCUCCGAGGACAGCGUGUGCGACCUCGUGGAGUUUGCCUUUGCCAUGAAGCAGAAGCUGGAGGAGAUCAACGGCGAUGCCUUCAAUAACUUCCAGCUGCGCGUCGGCAUCUGCAGUGGGCCGCUGGUCAGCGGUGUCAUUGGAGCCCGGAAGCCCGUCUACGACAUCUGGGGCAACACCGUGAAUGUGGCCUCUCGCAUGGACUCCACGGGCGAGAACUGGCGUGUCCAGGUGUCGGCCAACACAGCGGAGCUGCUCUGCUCCAGGGGUUACACUUGUGUGAAACGCGGUGAAGUCAAUGUCAAGGGCAAGGGCAUGAUGACCACCUUCUAUGUGCAUCCCAAGGGCAUUACGGAGAGUCAACUGAUUUCCCCAGUGCGCCUGCCAGCGGGCAUACCACAGGCUCAGACACCAAAUCUUCAGCGUCAGACCUCCCAUCAUGGCUCCUUCAGUGCCGUGGUCUUUGGCAUGCUGCAGGCCAGCAAGCGUAGCACAGCCAUCGCCGGAACACCUACUGGCACACCAUCGCCGCAGAUUCGUCGCGGACAUCGCGGCAGCACUUUCAGUUCGGUUCGCCUGUCCCAAAAGUCCACGCAUGUGAAUCCCGUGCGACGUAAUACCACACGUGUACGAGGACGUUCCUAUCGCCAGAAGAAGAGUUCCUCAAACAAUUCGAUUGUGACCCAGGCGAGUUCGAGCUAUAUGCCAUCAUUUCGACGUAUCGAUCAGAUUGAAACGACCAUAUCGAAGAGUCACAACGAUGCGUUAUAGCCAACGACGCGCACUAAUUGGGUCUAAGUCGAUCUCAACCACAAAAUAACACACGAAGCAGAAACUGUCUGCCGAAUUUAUUUUUGGAACGAUUUUUAAUGCUUGAGCUCAGAUUUCUGGAUCGGUCGGCCCCACAAGCUACUUAGUAGAAAUUUUAAACAAAUCGUAGAAAAAUUUAAUUGCAAUCUUCUUGCAUUAUAUCUCAGCACAGUUCUAGUCGCUAAACAUAAGUUGGUGUCUGUUUUCUCUGUUUCAAAGUCUUAGAGCCUAAGAUCCCCCUCCCCAAACCAAAUGAUGCCAAUGAUGAACCUACUAACCCUGUUCAAGUCUAUCAAAAUAUACAAACAUAAUACCCAUUUUAGGCUAAUUUUUUGUAGCAUUAGUGAACCCAUUUAAAAUCACAUAAAUUCCAUAGAGAAGUCUAAUAUUCAAAUUGUUGUACAAAUCUCUUCACAGUUUUUUGAGCCAAGAAAUUUCAAUGUAAAUAGAUUAAGGGGCAAACCCACGUGUACGAUAAUGUUUUAUGUGUAUUUAUGUGUAAACUUCCCAUUAAAAAGUCGUAGCUUUGUAAGUGGGGUGUCCAUAAACAUAUAAAAUUGUAGAGUUAUGAUGAUCAAAGUCAGCCCACGAUAGUACGAAACAAAAUUUAUGCACCCAAUAUUGUAAUUAAAUA
This is a messenger RNA of Drosophila guanche, 6952 nucleotides long. RefSeq names its product adenylyl cyclase 78C (gene Adcy8). Gene Ontology annotation, molecular function: adenylate cyclase activity. The record is from RefSeq and is a predicted model, not a curated record. Bases 967 to 6279 code for a protein of 1770 amino acids. Gene Ontology annotation, cellular component: plasma membrane. NCBI's taxonomy places the organism in Eukaryota, Metazoa, Arthropoda, Insecta, Diptera, Drosophilidae. Gene Ontology annotation, biological process: intracellular signal transduction; cAMP biosynthetic process; adenylate cyclase-activating G protein-coupled receptor signaling pathway. The transcript has 24 exons.